Messenger RNA from Grus americana (Whooping crane), 2012 nucleotides. It is a transcript of the gene MVD, whose product is annotated as mevalonate diphosphate decarboxylase. Gene Ontology annotation, cellular component: cytosol. The coding region runs from base 72 to 1274 and encodes 400 amino acids. The transcript has 10 exons. Lineage: Eukaryota; Metazoa; Chordata; Aves; Gruiformes; Gruidae. Gene Ontology annotation, molecular function: diphosphomevalonate decarboxylase activity; ATP binding. Gene Ontology annotation, biological process: isopentenyl diphosphate biosynthetic process, mevalonate pathway; isoprenoid biosynthetic process. The record is from RefSeq and is a predicted model, not a curated record.
UGAAGCCGCCCGGACCGAGCCGGGAGCGCCCCGGGAGCAGCAGCAGCGGCCGCGGCGGCAGCAGCAGCGCGAUGGCGGAGGAGCGGGCGCUCGCUAUGGUCACCUGCACGGCCCCCGUCAACAUCGCCGUCAUCAAGUACUGGGGCAAGCGGGACAAUGACCUGAUCCUGCCCAUCAACUCCUCCCUGAGCGUGACGCUGCACCAGGACCAGCUGAAGACCACCACCACGGCCGCCGCCAGCCGGGACUUCACGGAGGACCGGCUGUGGCUGAACGGGGAGGAGGCCGACGUGGGGCACCCCCGGCUGCAGGCCUGCCUGCGGGAGGUGCGGCGCCUGGCCCGCAAGCGCCGGGGCGGCAGCGCUGAGGACACGGCCCCGCUCAGCCUCUCCUACAAAAUCCACGUCGCCACCGAGAACAACUUCCCCACCGCCGCCGGUCUGGCAUCCUCCGCCGCCGGCUACGCUUGCCUGGUGUCGGCGCUGGCGCGGCUGUACGGCGUGGAGGGCGAGCUGUCGGAGGUGGCGCGGCGCGGCUCGGGCAGUGCCUGCCGCAGCAUGUGGGGGGGCUUCGUGCAGUGGCAGCGGGGCGAGCGGCCGGACGGCAGGGACAGCCUCGCCCACCAAGUGGCCCCCGAGAUGCACUGGCCGGAGCUCAGGGUCCUCGUCCUGGUGGUCAGCGGGGAGAAGAAGCAGGUGGGCAGCACGGCGGGGAUGCAGACCAGCGUGGACACCAGCCCCUUGCUGAAGCACCGGGCGGAGGUGGUGGUGCCGGAACGCCUGGCCCUGAUGAUGCGGCACAUUCGUGAGCGGGACUUCGAGGGCUUCGGGCAGCUCACCAUGCAGGACAGCAACCAGUUCCACGCCACCUGCCUCGACACCUUCCCCCCCAUCUUCUACCUCAACGACCUCUCGCGGCACAUCAUCGCCCUGGCACACCGCUUCAACACCCACCACGGGUGCACCAAGGUAGCCUACACCUUCGACGCCGGCCCCAACGCUGUCAUCUUCAUGCUGGCCGACACCGUGGCGGAGUUCGUGGAGGUGGUGAGACGCAGCUUCCCCCCCGCCACCAACGGGGACCAGUUCGUGCGGGGGCUGCCCGUCGGCUCGGCCUCGCUGCCGGAGGAGCUGCUCGCGGCAGUGGUGACGGAGCCGGUGCCGGGGGCCGUCCGGUACAUCCUGCACACCAAGCCCGGCCCCGGCCCCCAGCUCGUGGAUGACCCCAGCCAGCACCUCCUGGGAGCGGACGGGCUGCCCCGCCGCUGCGCCUGAGCCCCGGUGACACUGCCGGGGAUGGCCAUGAGGCACGGGGUUUGGGGGGGCUCUGCCGGUGCCACCUGGGGGGCUCAGGGCACUGAGUCCGGCCCGGUGCAAAGUUGUCCCCAGUCCCGGGGUGGGAUGUCACCCCCGGCGGCUGGUUUUUACUCUUUUGUAAGGAAAUAGAGGUUUUCUGGCUGCAGCGUUGUUUUGGGGUGUACGGGCUCCGCGGGCGGUGCUGGGGCAGGGCAAAAUGGUGGGGGGCAGGAGGGAGGGUGGUUCUUCCUUGUGGCUCUGCCUGGCCCUGCUGGGACUGAUCCUGUUCCCCAUCCCCCCAGAUGUCCCUGCUGGGACUGAUCCUGUCCCCCCUCCAUGGCCCCUGUCCCCCCGUGUCCUGUCCCCCUGGACAGCCCCCACGGCCCCACAUGGCCCCUGUCCCUUGGCCAUCCCCUGUCCCCCCCCAUCCCUCGCAGGACUGAUCCUGUCCCCAUCCCUCAGCUGGGGCUGGUCCUGUGCCCCUGCAAUACCCCUGUCCCCCCCAUGUCCCUUGUGGGGUCGAUCCUGUCCCCCUGCACCGGACUGAUCCUGCCCCCCCCCCCAUCCUCGUCACCCAAACAUGUCCCCUGUGCCCCCCUGUCCCCUGCAGGGCCGGUCCUGUCCCCGUACGCCCCUGUGCCCCGGUAUGACCCGGGGGACCCCCCAGCCUGGCCCGGGGCCGGUGCUGUGUCCCUUGGGGGGGCCGGAGCGGGUCCC